Molecule: messenger RNA, 2637 nt
Organism: Eurytemora carolleeae
Lineage: Eukaryota; Metazoa; Arthropoda; Copepoda; Calanoida; Temoridae
Product: homeobox protein extradenticle
Exons: 6
Coding region: 130-1143 (337 amino acids)
Biological process (GO): neuron development; regulation of transcription by RNA polymerase II; embryonic organ development
Cellular component (GO): nucleus
Molecular function (GO): DNA-binding transcription factor activity, RNA polymerase II-specific; RNA polymerase II cis-regulatory region sequence-specific DNA binding
Source: RefSeq, a predicted model, not a curated record
CGGUUUGAAUAUUUAACCUGAAUUUCUCUGCCCCCAGUACAGUCUACUCUCCGCUACAGAUUCUGUUUACAAGAAACAAUGGCGACUGAAUAAAGUAUUUCUACAAAGACAAACUUGAAGAAUUCCAGUAUGCAUCCGUUAGGACAGAACGGAUAUAAUAGUUACUCCAUGGACCCAACCUCCCCACACUCCAACGGGAAUGGGAAUGGGUUGGAUGACUCCGGAGACGGAUCCAAGUAUUCAGACAUCAAUGCAAUCCUGGACCAGAUACUAAAUAUUACAGACCAAAGCUUAGACGAAGCUCAGGCUCGGAAGCAUACUCUCAACUGCCACCGAAUGAAACCAGCCCUUUUCUCCGUCCUGUGUGAGAUCAAGGAGAAGACAGUUCUCAGUCUCAGAAAUCUAAAUGACGAGGAUCCCCCAGAUCCCCAGUUGAUGAGACUAGACAACAUGUUAAUAGCAGAGGGCGUGGCUGGUCCUGACAAGGGAGGUUCUGCUACUGCUCCACCCACUCCUCUCUCCUCCCCUGAAACCUCGAUAGAACACUCUGAUUACAAGGCUAAGCUUGGACAGAUUAGAACUAUUUACCACCAAGAACUGGAGAAAUAUGACCAGGGAUGUCAGGAGUUUACAACUCAUGUAAUGAACCUACUACGAGAGCAGUCUAGGACACGUCCUAUCACACCCAAAGAAAUCGAGAGAAUGGUUGGAAUCAUACACAAGAAAUUUAACUCAAUUCAAGUACAAUUGAAACAAUCCACCUGUGAGGCAGUAAUGAUCCUGAGAUCCAGGUUCCUAGAUGCCAGGAGGAAGCGAAGGAACUUCAGCAAGAAGUCGAGUGAGGUUCUCAACGAGUACUUCUACUCCCACCUGUCCAACCCCUACCCCAGUGAGGAGGCGAAGGAGGAAUUGGCCAGAAAAUGCGCGAUUACAGUUUCACAGGUUAGCAAUUGGUUCGGAAACAAGAGGAUCAGAUACAAGAAGAACAUUGUCAAGGCACAAGAGGAGGCGAAUAUGUACGCCGCCAAGGCAGCUGCCGCCGCCGUAACUCCUGGAGGUUCGCCGGGACCUAUGAUGUCCCCCGGGAGUCAAUGGGGCGGAAGCCAGUAUUCUGGAGAUGGCCCUGCCUAUGGCGGAUACUAGAAUAGAAAUUAGCGUAUACGUAUUAAUAAUCACGUAAUUUAACAUGUUUUCGUUCAAUGUUGAGAAUAUGUAAAUUAUGGCGUUCUAUACUGUGAACUUUCAUUUGCUUGUCAUCUGGGGUUAUUGAAUAAAAUCAGAUCAAAAUGGCGAAUAAAACAAAUGACAUGAAUCUCUGAAAAUCUUUGAAUAGCUAUUUCAAAUGUACUCGUCACUUAAACGGCAGAAUAUACUUCUAAACGUAGUUCUGCACAAGCCAAUGCCGAGUACUGGUAAAAUCUGGCAAAAAUGUAGGCAAACAAUAAAUAGAUUGGUCUUGGGCAUAUUUUUAUUCGGCAACGUUUCAUUCAUUCUAUGCCAAGCAAUGGAUUUAUCAACCCAGAGAAAAUUAUUCAACAUAUGACUUAACUUUAAUCUGUUUUUGUGAAGAUUGUUUUUUGUCAAAUAGUGGAUAAUCUGUAAGCUUAUAGCGGAUAACCUAUAAUAAGCCUAAGACGGAUAAACUGCAAGUUUCUGACGAUUAAAUUUUAAGCUUAUGGUGGAUAAUCUGUAAGCAUAUGGCUGAAGAUCUGUAAGCUUGUGGUAGAUAAUCUGCAAAACCUAAAGCGGCUAAUCAUGGCGGAUAAUCUCUUAACUUAUAGCGGACAAUCUGUAAACUUAUGGCAGAUGACCGGUAAGCUUAUGGCAGAUGACCGGUAAGCUUAUGGCAGAUGACGUGUGUACAAUUGCAUAUUAAAUUACUUGACAUUAGUGUGCUUCAAAAGCAACUCUGUACAAAUGCAUCCUCGAAUCGUGGCAAAUUUAAAACUUCAAGAUUCAAAGAUUUUAAGAUUUUGCUCAAAGCAACCUCCACCUCGGUCCAAUUAUCAAUAUUUAUUGAACAUAUUCAGCUUUUUAUUUAUUUUUAAUAUUGGUCGCUUGGCGUUCAUCUUACUUUAGAAACCGCUUUUUACGUUACCAAAUAAUUUGCUAAUUCAUGUUCAGAAACCAACCCCCCCCCCCCCUCCUGUAGUUUAAUUAAAUUCUAUACAUAUUGCUUCAAUUCUUUAAUUGUACAAAUUAUGGAUAGAACCUAUAACAUGUACAGAUCUUCUGUUUACCAGUAACCAGUGUGCUAACAUGUUUAAAAAUCAAAAUAUGCAAUAUUCUAGAUUUAGCUCAUUAUAAUCCAAGUUUACUAAAGAUAGGUAAGAUGGUUGGAUUUAUUCUUGUUUAUUUUUCAGUCCAAUCAUUUAAUGAUACAUAAGUUUAGAAUAGUAUUACUAAAAUGAUUAUGUGGCGGAAAAUUAACAAGAUACGGAAAGAAAUUUUACUCCAAGAUUUAGAAAAUCCCAUCACCAAAUCUUUGAAAGUAACCUUGGAUGUUGUUGUUGAAUCCUUCCAUUUCUUCAUAAAACCAUCUUGCAUCUCAGCUGGGUUUAUGCAGUUUUUCUGGACUUUAGUUUUUCUUUGUAAAUAAUACUAUUGUUGAUAAAUGUAUUUGAGAUUUCAGUAUUA